AUGAACGCCAGUGAAAACGAGAUGAUGAAGCUCAAGAUAGAGAAUGCAGUUUUGAAGGCCAGAUUGAAGACCGUUGAAAAUGAAGUGGGGGAGCUCAAGAAGGAGAACACAGAUCUUCAAUCUAGAGUAACAGCAUUUGAAGAUAAGAGCACAGUGUUGGAGACCAGAAUGAACACCAGUGAAAACGAGGUGGAGGAGCUCAAGAUAGAGAACACAGUUUUGAAGGCCAGAAUGAACACCAGUGAAAAUGUGAUGGAGGAGCUCAAGAAGGAGAACACAGAUCUUCCAUCCAGAGUAACAGCAUUUGAAGAUAAGAGCACAGUGUUGGAGGCCAGAAUGAACACCAGUGAAAAUGUGAUGGAGGAGCUCAAGAGAGAGAACACAGAUCUUCAAUCCAGAGUAACAACAUUUGAAGAUAAGAGCACAGUGUUGGAGACCAGAAUGACCACCAGUGAAAACGAGGUGGAGGAGCUGAAGAGACAGAAUGCAGACCAACCAAAGGUGGCGUUCUCAGUUGGUCUCACUGAUGAUGGACAAGUUGGACCCUUCAUGACUGACAUCACACUUAAGUUCAGUAAAGUCUUCACCAACUUUGGUCAGGCCUACAGUCCAACUACAGGUCACUUCACAGCCCCAGUCAGAGGAGUCUACUACUUCUCAUUUACUACACUGGAUACCCGGAAGAACAUAUGGAGUGUUGUUAAUCUCUAUCACAAUGACAAGAGAGUGUUGUGGAAUAAUAAUGACAAUGAUGAACAUGGCAAUAACAUACUUUCUAAUUCACUGGUUCUUCAGCUGGAAAAGGGGGAUGUGGUCUACAUGGUUUUACCUGCCCUCUAUAUUCUAUACGAUGAUACAAAUAAUUAUACUACCUUCAAUGGAUUUUUGCUUUCAUGA
This is a messenger RNA of Scomber japonicus (chub mackerel), 897 nucleotides long. RefSeq names its product heavy metal-binding protein HIP-like. NCBI's taxonomy places the organism in Eukaryota, Metazoa, Chordata, Actinopteri, Scombriformes, Scombridae. The coding region runs from base 1 to 897 and encodes 298 amino acids. The record is from RefSeq and is a predicted model, not a curated record. Gene Ontology annotation, molecular function: protein binding. The transcript has 11 exons.